GGCGAGCACGGCGCCUACAGCCCCCAUCAGCUUCCCAGGGAGAGACUCUGUCCCUCUGCCGCGAGCCAUGCUCAGGAGGCACCUCAUGUGGUGGCACCUGCUGGCUUUGCUUUUCCUCCCAUUUUGCCUGUGUCAAGAUGAAUACAUGGAGGUGAGCAGAAGAGCUAAUAAAGCGGUGGCCAGGUUUGUGCAGAGCCACCAGCAGACUGGCCGUAGCAGCUUCAGGAGGGAGAAAGUGAGAGAGCGGAGCCAUGCUAAAACUGGGACUGUGGAGAAUAACACUUCUACAGACCUAAAAUCCCUGAGACCAGAUGAGCUCCCGCACCCUGAGGUAGAGGACCUAGCCCAGGUCAACCCAUUCUGGGGCCAGUCCCCUCAAGCUGGAGGACUGCCCCCAGACUGCAGCAAGUGUUGUCAUGGAGAUUAUGGCUUCCGCGGUUAUCAAGGGCCCCCUGGGCCUCCAGGCCCUCCUGGCAUUCCAGGAAACCAUGGAAAUAAUGGAAAUAAUGGAGCCACUGGCCAUGAAGGGGCUAAAGGUGAGAAAGGAGACAAAGGCGACCUCGGGCCUCGAGGGGAGCGGGGCCAGCAUGGACCCAAAGGAGAGAAAGGCUACCCAGGAGUGCCGCCGGAACUGCAGAUUGCAUUCAUGGCUUCCCUAGCGACCCACUUCAGCAACCAGAACAGCGGCAUUAUCUUCAGCAGUGUUGAGACCAACAUUGGAAACUUUUUCGAUGUCAUGACCGGCAGAUUUGGGGCUCCCGUGUCAGGUGUGUACUUCUUCACCUUCAGCAUGAUGAAGCACGAGGAUGUGGAGGAAGUAUACGUGUACCUCAUGCACAACGGCAACACAGUCUUCAGCAUGUACAGCUAUGAAACAAAGGGGAAAUCAGAUACAUCCAGCAACCAUGCGGUGCUGAAGUUGGCCAAAGGGGAUGAAGUCUGGCUGAGAAUGGGCAACGGUGCCCUGCAUGGGGACCACCAGCGCUUCUCCACCUUCGCAGGCUUUCUGCUCUUUGAAACUAAGUGAUGAGAAAGACAAGAUAGCUCCAGUGUGGGGGAGACUUGUAGCUAAGCUAGGGUUGUUAUGGUCUGAGAGAUGUUGAAGUUGGGGGUUCCAUAUGGAGUAUUUAACUGUUAUAUCGGCCACACUGCCACUCACUCUACUGGUAUACCAAUGAUGUUGGGUGCUUCAGGGGCUCAGAAGAAUAGACCACAAGGAAAUCUUUCCAGACUACCUUGGGAAACACUCCGUGUCUUCGUCACUCUUCCCCACAUGUCUGAAAGAAUUGCGACCUGGUGCAGGUUGGAAAUAAGCAUUCACCUCAAAGGAGGCAUUUGCAAAGAGUUCUGGUGCUCUGUUUAAACACAGUACCAACUUUGAUGUCAACCAA
Messenger RNA from Acomys russatus (golden spiny mouse), 1391 nucleotides. RefSeq names its product C1q and TNF related 3 (gene C1qtnf3). NCBI's taxonomy places the organism in Eukaryota, Metazoa, Chordata, Mammalia, Rodentia, Muridae. The transcript has 6 exons. The record is from RefSeq and is a predicted model, not a curated record. The coding region runs from base 68 to 1027 and encodes 319 amino acids. Gene Ontology annotation, molecular function: protein binding.